Hirsutella rhossiliensis is the source of this 2166-nucleotide messenger RNA. RefSeq lists its product as uncharacterized. The coding region runs from base 1 to 2166 and encodes 721 amino acids. NCBI's taxonomy places the organism in Eukaryota, Fungi, Ascomycota, Sordariomycetes, Hypocreales, Ophiocordycipitaceae. The record is from RefSeq and is a predicted model, not a curated record. The transcript is spliced from 2 exons.
AUGGCAGCGCUACAAUCGACGCGGGCUGCCGCCAACUCGUCGCGGCCUCUCCAACCUCAUCGCACCCCGGCUCCCGACUCGUCGUCGCCGCCCUUGUCCGUCUUCCUGACCAACCUGCAGCUGCUCGAUCUGGACCUGCUGCCGGACUGGCCCGGAAUCUCUCCCAUGACGUUUGCCACGUCGGGCGCCGGUGUCCCGGGCCAAAAGAGGCGCAUUCAGUGUGUCGAAUGGGCCCUGUUUCGCCUCUUUUCCCUCCGGGAUCCCCAAGAGGCCGCAAAUAAGCUCAAGCCCUUUUUCCCUCCCCUCGACCAGAUGCAGUCUCUCAACCUCCGCGCAGCCCUCCUCCGCGCCCUCGACAACGCGAAGAAGAAUGGCGUCUUGGGGCGCGACUUGGUCAUUCGCAAAACCAUGCUGGACGAGUGCAAGGGCGAACGGCUCGAGGAAGUCCUCGCCUACUUUUCCACAGCCGUUUUGAAAAGAGUCGUCGCCCGUGAUGCCCAGCGUGUAGACCGCCACCCAGCCCUGGCUGCCGAGCUCGUCUUGGAGGAGAGGGGCUAUCAGGGAAACAACGCAGAGCUCGUCGCCCUCGCCUUGGCACACAGGCUCUCUCUUCGACGGAUUCUCGAAAGGAAGGAGGUGGCCAGGGCCCGGUAUCGGGAUUUUGCUCACCUGCUCACCAUCAAGGAGCGCGCCAUGGCGCGGCGCAAUGACGUGGUCCGCCAUCGAGAACAGCAAGGCGGUGGCGGCACUGUAUCGGAAAACGUCAGGGCCGAGAUGCGCCGCACGGUUCGAAACAAUUGGUCUGGCAACGAGAGUUGGAUAAAUGUCCUCCUCGCCGGCACUGAGAACACCACCAGUCGUGGGCUUCUCGCCGAGCCUUUUGACAGAGUGUGGCGCCGAGUCCAGCAAGGCAGACUCGCGGAGCUGGAAGAAAGCGGAGGAGACCUCUUGGAACAGCUCGACACCCGCGUCAGGAUGCAAAGGGAGAGACUCCAGAAGUGGGAAGCGUUUCGCGUCGAGGCCUUUCGCCACAAGCCCGCACAACAGCCGUCGAGCCCAGUAGCCCACGCCGAGGCCAACACUGCUCGUGGCCUUGACCUCAACUUUGUCCACCAUCAGGACCUGCAAUUUGGGCUACCAAGCAUUGGCCGUGUAAACCAGCCCCUGACACAGGAAUAUGCGGGCCUUGUCAAUAAGUUGCAGGACGAGCUGACGCGAAUUCGAAGCCCAUGCGUGGCUCCCAACAGCUUGCUACCCAGGCCCCGGGCCCAGCGGUCCAACGCCGGGGACCAAGGCUCCGUUUCGGAAAUCAGUGAUCUGGAAGACGACGUCGGGAGCAAUCUAGCAGUCAAGCCCUCCGAGGACCCGGUGUCAACCAAACCGGACGCCUCAGGGCGAUUGCCGGGUGCUCAGCACGAUGCCGAGACUAUGUCGAUCGAGGGCCCUGGGUUGUCCCAAAAAUACAUGAGCGCCGCACAGCUCUUUGAUCACGACAUGCACGUCUUGGACCCCGUCGGCCGCAAAAGCCUCUGGCAAGCCUCGUCCUCGCCAAGCCCCUCGCCUCGGCCAUCCCCAGUGCGGGAGAUGGGUUGCUCUGAGCAGGAAUCGUUGAUGGACUCGCGGCGUGCCCUCUCUCCCACACAAGAGCUCGCCGACCACAUCCUCGAGUCGAUGGAUAACGCAUCUCCUUCCCCCAACAAGCGCGCCAAGCCCCGCCACACCCUCUCUCUUGCACAGCGCACCCGCCUCUCCAUGGCGCGGACGGACAAUCUGUUCCUUGAGGGCGACGAGCCAGAGUCCCCGCUGGAAUCUCCAGCCGGCGACGAAGCCGCGGCCAGCCCGGGCUUGGCCGUGGUGGACAGCAAAGCGUCGGCGGAUCAAGAUGGGGCCGAGGACCUUGUGAGCCGCACGCGGCGAAGCAUGGCGGGCUUUGAAAAGGCAAAACUCAAGGCACAGCUGGAGCGGCGUCGCUCCCAGCGGAAAUCCAGGGCACCGCCGCGCAAGGAGGGCAGCUCCUUUCCUACAGUGGAGGAGGAAGGGGGGUUGAAGGCGGAGGAUCCGGUGUGCGAAGAGGACAUGGAGGCCGUGUUUAGAUCAAGGCCCAAGAUCAAGGCCAGUCCGAUACCUAGCCCGACGCGAGACUUGAGUCAAGAUUCAUGCGAGUAG